Messenger RNA from Lutzomyia longipalpis, 4919 nucleotides. RefSeq names its product bifunctional glutamate/proline--tRNA ligase (gene GluProRS). Gene Ontology annotation, biological process: glutamyl-tRNA aminoacylation; prolyl-tRNA aminoacylation; translation. Gene Ontology annotation, molecular function: proline-tRNA ligase activity; glutamate-tRNA ligase activity; ATP binding. The coding region runs from base 105 to 4835 and encodes 1576 amino acids. The record is from RefSeq and is a predicted model, not a curated record. NCBI's taxonomy places the organism in Eukaryota, Metazoa, Arthropoda, Insecta, Diptera, Psychodidae. Gene Ontology annotation, cellular component: cytoplasm; aminoacyl-tRNA synthetase multienzyme complex. The transcript is spliced from 5 exons.
UAUGUUUUUCCGUCUUGAAUGGUGCCACGAACAAAUUUUUCGUGUUGCAUUUUCCGCAAAAGUACAGUGAAAACCUUAGUGAUUCACGUGAAAGUGAUUUGAAAAUGGCUCUGAAAUUGACUUGCAACAAAAAUAAUCCCCCAAUUGGUGCUCUGGCUGCGGGGGAGCUCUCGAAGGAUGUCCGGAAGGUGGAAGUUGAGUGGAAGAGCCUUCCGGGAGAUUUCCAGGAAGCUGCCGGAAGGAAUGAUCUAUUGAGGAAAGUUGCUCGCAGUGCUCCAUCUGCGGGGUUAUAUGAUGAAAAUGAUGCCCUGGUGGCGACUCAAAUUGAUCACUGGUUGUCAUUCAGUUUGACUUUCAGCACAAAUCCCUCCGUUCAGCUGGAUUAUCUCAAUAAAACUCUCGCCCCAGUGACUUAUCUGGUCAGCAAUCGCCUGACAAUUGCUGAUUUGGCGGUUUUCAAUGCAAUCUACGAUAAUUAUGCAAAACUGAAGGAAGUCGGGAUUCCAGUGAAUGUACAGAGGUGGUACGAUCUGAUCCUUGCCCAGGAUUGUGUGCAGUCUGUUAUUGCUGGCUUGCCGAAGAAGGAAGAGGGGAAGGAAGCACCAACAGUGGCGCAGGAGAAGUUUGGCGAUCGCAAACAGGAAGGGAAGUUUGUGGAGCUUCCUGGAGCAGAAAUGGGGAAGGUUGUUGUGCGAUUCCCUCCGGAGGCGUCGGGUUACCUUCACAUUGGUCACGCCAAGGCUGCCCUGCUCAAUCAGUACUACCAGGAAGCUUUCCAGGGGAAGCUCAUUAUGCGCUUUGAUGACACAAAUCCCGCCAAGGAGAAUGUUCACUUUGAGAAGGUUAUCCUGGAGGAUUUGGAGAUGCUGCAAAUCAAACCGGAUGUCUUCACGCACACUUCGCAGUACUUUGAUCUCAUGCUGGAGUACUGUGAGAAGCUCCUCAAGGAGGGAAAGGCCUACGUGGAUGACACUGAUCCGGAAAAGAUGAAAAAGGAGCGCGAGCAGCGAACGGAGUCAGCAAACAGGAGCAAUUCUGUUGAGAAGAAUUUCUCAAUGUGGCAGGAAAUGCUCCAAGGCAGCCCACGUGGGCAGCAGUGCUGUGUCCGUGCCAAGAUUGACAUGAGCUCCCCCAAUGGAUGCUUGCGCGAUCCAACGAUCUAUCGGUGCAAGAAUGAACCUCAUCCACGCACCGGAACAACGUACAAAGUCUAUCCAACGUAUGAUUUUGCCUGCCCCAUCGUUGAUGCCAUUGAGGGAGUCACCCACACACUCAGGACAAUGGAGUAUCAUGACCGCGAUGAUCAAUUCUACUGGUUCAUUGAAGCCCUGGGGCUGCGUAGGCCGAUAAUUUGGGAGUACAGUCGCCUCAAUAUGAUGAGCACGGUGCUGUCGAAGCGCAGACUAACGUGGUUCGUCGAUGAGGGCCUCGUUGAUGGCUGGGAUGAUCCACGUUUCCCCACUGUGCGUGGAAUCCUCCGCCGCGGGAUGACGGUCGAGGGGCUAAAGCAAUUCAUCAUUGCCCAGGGAUCCAGCAAGUCCGUUGUCUUCAUGGAAUGGGACAAGAUUUGGGCAUUCAAUAAGAAAGUCAUCGAUCCCAUUGCUCCGCGGUACACUGUCCUUGAGAAAGGUAACACAGUUGUUGUGAAUGUUGCCGGAGCUAAGAAGGAAACAAUUGAGGUUCCAGCUCAUCCGAAGAAUGAACAAGUUGGGAUGAAGAAAGUCGAUCUGGGGCCGCAAAUUCUCAUUGAUUACGCGGACGCAGAGACGCUGCAGGAGGGUGAGAAUGCCACCUUCAUCAACUGGGGCAACCUGCUGAUUAACAAAAUCAACAAAAGCGACGGGAAGAUCACCUCGGUGGAUGCGAGCUUGAAUCUCGACAAUAAAGACUACAAGAAGACCGUUAAGUUGACGUGGUUGGCACAGCUUCCACCCACAGACUACCCCCCAACAUUCUGCGUGUACUUUGAUCAUAUCAUCAGCAAAGGGGUGCUGGGAAAGGAUGAAGACUUCCGAGACUUUAUUGGCGGCAAAACACGCACGGAAGUUGAAAUGUUGGGAGAUCCGGAGCUGAAGAAACUCAAACAGGGUGACAUUAUUCAGCUUCAGCGACGAGGCUUCUUCCGUGUGGACGUAGCGUAUGCGCCAAAGAGCGAGUACACGAAUCUCGAGACUCCAGUGGUGCUCUUUGCCAUUCCGGAUGGGCAUCAGAAGGAAAUGCCAACAGCGGGGCCACCUAAAAAGCAAGAAGCAGCCCCAGCGAAGAAGGCCAAAGCACAAGCGGCCCCAGUUGAAGCUAAACCUGCCACGGAGUCGCCCAAAGAAAUUGAUCCAGUUGAGCUGAAUGAGAAGAUUAUUGAGCAGGGAAAUCUCGUGAGGAAGCUCAAAGGCGACAAAGCUCCCAAAGCUGAUGUUGAGAACGCUGUGAAACUUCUUUUGCACCUCAAAGGGCACUACAAGGAAGCAACAGGGCAGGAGUGGAAGCCUGGGUGUGUUCCUCCAGCUGCUACAGCUCCUUCCGCAGCUCCUGCAGAGGACGCUGGAGAGAUUAAUGCAAAGAUUGUGGCUCAAGGGAACUUGGUGCGUGAUCUGAAGGGUAAGAAGGCGUCAAAGGAAGAAAUCACGAAGGAAGUGAAAGUUUUGCUGGAUUUGAAGGGGGAAUUUAAGAAGUUGACAGGAACUGAGUGGAAACCAGGGCAGGAGACUCCUCCACAGGAGGCCCCGAAAGUUGCAAAGAAGGAGGAAAGUUCAUCAAUUGGGGAGAAGAGCAACGAUCCUCAGGAGAUUAAUGCUCAGAUUGUUAAGCAGGGAGAUCUAGUGAGGAAGUUGAAGGGAGAUAAAGCAGAAAAGUCAGCAAUUGAGGGUGCUGUGAAGAUCCUUUUAUCGCUAAAGGAGAACUACAAGACAGCCACAGGGCAGGAUUGGAAGCCAGGGUGUGUAGUCCCGGAAAGUAAGUCAGAAAUGGCGUCAAAAGAGAAGACUCCCGAUGGUGGGGAUGAGCUCACUGCCAAGAUUACAGCUCAAGGGGAUUUGGUGAGGAGUUUGAAGUCCUCUAAAGCUCCAAAAGGAGACAUUGAUGCUGCCGUGAAGAUUCUUUUGGAUCUCAAAGCUGAGUAUAAGAAGAUAAAUGAGAAGGAUUUCCCAACAGGAGAUCGUGGUGGGAGGAAAGAAGUUCCCAAGAAGGAAGCACCGAAGAAGGAAGAUUCAAAUGCUGAAAAGAAGGAUAAUCGUAGGAAAUUCCAUGGGAAGCCCAAAGGAGGGGAAUCCCAGUCGAGAGAGGGAACACCUCCGGAAGAAACGUCUGGGGGAUUGAAGAAAGUCACCCGCUUGGGUAUGGAGGCGAAAAAGGAGGAAAAUCUCCCAGAAUGGUACUCCCAGGUCAUCACGAAGGGAGAACUAAUUGAGUAUUAUGACGUUUCCGGAUGCUACAUCCUCAGGCAUUGGUCAUUUGCCGUGUGGAAGGCCAUCAAGACGUGGUUCGAUGCGGAGAUCACGAAACUCGGCGUCAAAGAGUGCUACUUCCCCAUUUUUGUUUCACGGAGCGUGUUGGAGAAGGAGAAGACGCACAUUGCGGAUUUUGCACCGGAAGUAGCGUGGGUAACAAAGUCCGGGGAAUCUGAUCUGGCUGAACCAAUUGCCGUUCGUCCCACAUCGGAGACAGUGAUGUAUCCGGCUUAUGCGAAGUGGAUUCAAUCGCACAGGGAUUUGCCAUUGCGCCUCAAUCAGUGGAAUAAUGUGGUCAGGUGGGAAUUUAAGCAUCCUCAACCCUUCCUCCGGACACGUGAAUUCUUGUGGCAGGAAGGGCACACAGCCUUCAUGACGGCCAAGGAAGCGCAUGAUGAAGUCUAUGAGAUUCUAGAUUUGUACGCCAAGGUGUACACAGAUCUCCUGGCCAUUCCCGUAGUGAAGGGCAGGAAGACGGAGAAGGAGAAAUUUGCCGGAGGGGAAUUCACAACAACCGUUGAGGCUUUCAUUUCAGCCAGUGGGAGAGCCAUUCAGGGGGCAACGAGUCACCAUCUUGGGCAGAAUUUCUCGAAAAUGUUUGAAAUUGUCUACGAAGAUCCCGAGACGAAGCUGAAGGAGUUUGUCUACCAGAAUUCCUGGGGAAUCACAACAAGGACAAUUGGGGUGAUGAUUAUGGUGCACGCUGACAAUGUGGGGCUCGUCCUGCCACCCCAUGUGGCCUGUAUUCAAGCCAUUGUCGUUCCCUGUGGCGUAAUAGCCGGCAUGAAGCCUGAGGAGAAGAAUCAGCUCUAUGGGAGCUGCAAAACCCUCGAGGAGGAGCUGCUGAAGGGCGGAAUACGCGCUGAAGGGGACUACCGUGACAACUACUCACCCGGAUGGAAGUUCAAUCACUGGGAACUCAAAGGGGUUCCCGUGCGCAUUGAAAUUGGCCCCCGGGAUAUCAAAGCGGAGCAAUUUGUGGCCGUCCGGAGGGACACAGGGCAGAAGAUAACAAUCAAGAGGGCCACAGCAGUGGCAGACUUGGCUGCUCUCCUGGAGAACAUUCACGAGAAUAUGCUGGCAAAGGCAACGAAGGAUCUCAAUGAUCACAAAAAGUUGACGCGCGAUUGGAAUGAAUUCGUCAAGUAUCUCGAUGCAAAGAACAUCAUCCUCUCGCCAUUCUGCGGGGACACAGCGUGUGAGGAUAAAAUCAAGGCAGACAGUCAGAGAGAAAAUGCGGAGUUUGUGGAACCAGGAGCCCCCUCAAUGGGUGCCAAGACACUCUGUAUCCCCUUUGAGCAGCCAGAGAAGCUCUCCGAUGCCGACAAGUGCAUUCAUCCAGAGUGCAAGAACAAGCCCAUGGCGUUCACACUUUUCGGCCGGAGUUACUAAACUAAUUAAGGAACGAUUGAAACUUUAUAUUCUCAGUGUUUUAAAAUGAAUUUUCCUGCGCAAAAUAAAAUGAAAUCUUAAUCA